Messenger RNA from Hippopotamus amphibius kiboko, 702 nucleotides. Its product is annotated as mediator of RNA polymerase II transcription subunit 7-like. Lineage: Eukaryota; Metazoa; Chordata; Mammalia; Artiodactyla; Hippopotamidae. Gene Ontology annotation, cellular component: mediator complex. Gene Ontology annotation, biological process: regulation of transcription by RNA polymerase II. The record is from RefSeq and is a predicted model, not a curated record. The transcript has a single exon. Gene Ontology annotation, molecular function: transcription coregulator activity. Bases 1 to 702 code for a protein of 233 amino acids.
AUGGGUGAGCCACAGCAAGUAAGCGCCCUCCCACCCCCUCCAAUGCAGUACAUCAAGGAGUAUACAGAUGAAAAUAUUCAGGAAGGCCUCGCUCCCAAGCCUCCACCUCCGAUAAAGGACAGUUACAUGAUGUUUGGCAACCAAUUCCAGUGUGAUGAUCUUAUCAUCCGCCCUUUAGAAAGUCAGGGUAUUGAACGGCUUCAUCCUAUGCAGUUUGAUCACAAGAAAGAACUGAGAAAACUCAAUAUGUCUAUCCUUAUUAAUUUCUUAGACCUCUUAGAUAUCUUGAUAAGGAGCCUCAGGAGUAUAAAAAGAGAAGAGAAGCUAGAAGAUCUUAAGCUGAUUUUUGUACAUGUGCAUCACCUCAUAAAUGAAUACCAACCCCACCAAGCAAGAGAGACCUUGAGAGUCAUGAUGGAGGUGCAGAAACAUCAGCGACUUGAGACUGCCGAGAGGUUUCAGAAGCAUCUGGAACGAGUCAUUGAGAUGAUUCAGAAUUGCUUGGCUUCUUUGCCUGAUGAUUUGCCCCAUUCGGAAGCAGGGAUGAAAGUAAAAACUGAACCAAUGGACGCCAAUGAUAACAGUAAAUGUGCUGGACAGGAUGAACAACAAAGAGAAAAUUCAGGUCACAGGAGAGAUCAGAUUAUAGAGAAAGAUGCUGCCUUGUGUGUCCUAAUUGAUGAAAUGAAUGAAAGACCAUGA